UUUUAUUGACUAAACGGUGACAUAACCCCGGCACGAGAUUUCCUCGAUUUCGAAGGAUUGAAGUUUAGUUUUAGUGUGAAAAGUGGAUUCCGGUUCCUUGAAUAAUAUGAAUAACUUGCCAAAAUGCAUGCGCCGAGUAGGCCUUCGGCCAAUGUUUCAACAUUUUUCCCGCACUUGUCGGUUUUCCAGUGGCACUAGCAGCACAUCGUCCACCGUAUCAGAACAGGAGAAAAUCGUAAUUCCACAUCGCAUCGAACGCGGUCCAACCGAUAUUCUUAAUGCGCUUUCGAGUACGGUAGGCUUCGAUCCGACGGCUGCCCAUUACAAGUAUCACGAUGAUCCUUUUUUGUUACCGAUGACAAACGCAAACAAGAAAACAUUCGCCAUGGCACAAGAAGCUGGCCGGAAAGCAGCUCACUGGAUUCGACAGGAGAAUGCAAAACUGUUUCAGCACAAAGAAGCAGAUCCACCAGUUCAGGCAUUUUUCCCUACAAUGAUUUACAGUGAAGAAAGUAAGGUUGAAGAAACUGACCUCCAGAAAUUGAUCGAUAAUGUGGAGGUUACCGAUGCUGUUCUGGUGUACAAUCUCCUGAAAAAGAAUAAAGUUGAGAUCAGUCGGGAUGUAAAGCAAUCAUUGCUGGAACUGCUUUGUUUCACCAAUCAGGAAGAAACGCUUUCCGAAGACUACAUUGAAGAGCGUUGGUUUCGACAGGAAGCUAAUUCAAAAGGACGGCAGAAAAAGUCCUGGAAAGACUUCGAACUAGCGGAGCAGAUUUUCCAUGAAAUAGAAGAGAAACAACCGGUGCAUUAUUGUGCCCUCAUUCGUGGAAUGGCAAAAUACAUACAGGUGGAAAAAGCAUGGGCGUUGUAUCAGGAGACGGUGGACAAAAACAUACUGCUGGAUACGAACACAUUCAACAGCUUACUUCAAAUUACCUCCUAUUUGAAAGACACAUAUGACACGAGAUGGGAAUUGGUGUGCGAACUCUUGACAACCAUGAAAAACCAAAGCUUGAAACCGAACAUCGGUACCCUGAAUGCAGUUUUACAAACCAUCACCACUAUUGGAGGCCAUAACCAGCCGAGAAACUAUGCCUUGAAAACACUGUCUGAAUUCAGAAAGUUAGGAAUUGAACCUUCACUAGCUAGCUGGUACUACAUUCUGUCAAUUUUCUGUCGGGAACGGGGGCCCACAAGCCACGUUUUACAUGAUAUUAUGAAUCAAAUCGAAAACAAAGAGUUCUCCAUUGUGGAUCCAAAAGAUACCCUCUUCUUCGUUAACGCCAUGGAUAUUUGUCGGAACCAUUUGCACGAUAAGGAUUUAGCUAAGAGGGUUAACAAUCUAUUGCAUUAUAAGGAUAACUACAAUCUAAUUGGAGAUUCGUACAAAGAGACAAUCUACUAUCGUCAUUAUUUCAGUUUGUUGUGUAGUGCCGAGCCAUUGGAGACGUUCUUGGAAACGUACAAUUUGCUGGUACCGAACGUCUACAUCCCGGAACCAUUCGUAAUGGAAACCAUACUGAAGUCUAUUGAUGUAAAUUGUGCAAUCGAACACUUGCCUCAGAUGUGGUCCCAUAUGAUACAGUUUGAAUUGAUUAACCGGGAGAAUCUUCUGUUUCUGGUACUUCAGAUCAUGUUGGCGAAUCCUCCGACGAGCUCAGAACUGGUAGACCGAUUUACGACCAUCGCAUGGGAUAUGUACACCCGAUUGGAGGAGCUGAUAACCGUAGGAAAUCGAACACAGCAGAAUGCUUUCUCGGGCGUUAUGCUGGGAGACAUUUUAACAAUCUGCUGUCGUGGAAAGGAUUUAGAAAAAUCACAAAAGCUGUUCGAGAAAAUCAACAAUCAACAGAACACUAUCGUGGGAGACCCUAAACUGGAAGCACUACAAGCCUUUAUUCAUUUGUGCAUCGAAGAACGGAAGCCUAGUUUGGCGAUCAGUUGCCUGCAAUACUGUGCGGAAAGUGGACAUCCCGAGACUGCCGAACUGGGCAAGCAUAUCUACAGUUCGUUAACGCUGGAUGAGGCUCUCGUUGGGAAGCUGGAACGCGUCGUUGGCCCUGACAUUCUGAAAAACAGUAAGUCAGGCGAACAGAAAAAGGAUUGAAUGUCAUGCUGGGAAAUUGUCAUUCGAUAGAAUAUAGAGCAAAGUAUUGUGUUUAUUACGAUUCGAUUA
Molecule: messenger RNA, 2176 nt
Organism: Malaya genurostris
Lineage: Eukaryota; Metazoa; Arthropoda; Insecta; Diptera; Culicidae
Product: small ribosomal subunit protein mS39
Exons: 2
Coding region: 107-2107 (666 amino acids)
Biological process (GO): mitochondrial translation
Cellular component (GO): mitochondrion
Molecular function (GO): protein binding; rRNA binding; ribosomal small subunit binding
Source: RefSeq, a predicted model, not a curated record